Cordyceps fumosorosea ARSEF 2679 is the source of this 861-nucleotide messenger RNA. RefSeq lists its product as hypothetical. Bases 1 to 861 code for a protein of 286 amino acids. NCBI's taxonomy places the organism in Eukaryota, Fungi, Ascomycota, Sordariomycetes, Hypocreales, Cordycipitaceae. The record is from RefSeq and is a predicted model, not a curated record. The transcript is spliced from 2 exons.
AUGCUUUCCGGUUCCUCCAACGCAAACGCCGUGCGGCUUUUGCCCACGCCGGAGCUGAGGCACGCAGUGGCAGCAUGCGUCCUCUACUCCGUUAUCUCUCUAGCAGCUCUGGUGGUCACUGUUUUUGCUUUCUUCAGGCUCAGGCGCAAAGGGCUGCUGGGCUACGGAGUCUGGAAGUUGCUUCGCGCUUCGACCAUCUCCUUCAGUCUCCACUGUCUUAUUAUCGUGGCCUUCUAUGCCCUCAAAUUCUCAUUCGAGCGUUCGAUCGACUUUGCCCAAACGCGCAUUGCGAGAAAAGGAGUUUUGGAAUCGGUCUACCAUGCGGCCACCUUGUUCCACUACUUCACACAGAGCCUGCUUUUUGUCACUCUCGUCAAUUUCAACGCGGCUCCGCCGACGGGGAAGGUGGAAAAGGUCCUACAAGGCAUGGUAUACUUGCUGUGCUCGGCUCUUAAGGCCCUCGCCAUCACUAUAUUUGUCCUCAACAUCCUGACCAUCAUUGUCACCGAUACCAACACUUCAGAAAUGUCUGCCACCGAUAUUUUCAAACUACCGCUUGAUGGCAUGAUGGUCGGCGCUGUCAUGAUUGGUAUUGGCUGCGUUUUACAAAAAGUCUCGAAGUGCAUGCCUGCGAGAUUGGCGGUGUUGUCCGGCAUCCUCCUUCUUCUUUGUGCUGUCACGCAGCUAUCUCUCACCAUAUCCACCCCCUCUUUAGAUCAUAUGAUGUCCUUUCAUCUCCCGAAUGUUUUCCGCAACGGCGGGACCGUGAUUGGCGCUCUUGCCCUUCUGAUAAGCGCCAGUCGGCAGUUAGGUAUGAACGGUUCUGGGGCUCGGGAUAAGUGCGACGACGGCCUGGAUUGA